AUGAGUGGGAUCACGCGGUACUUGUCCUCCUCUGCCGGGCUUAUUUCACUCAGCACAGGGCUCUCCAGGCCCAUCGCGCUGUCUCGGAAGCGUGGGCCUUCUCGACACGGCGCCGGGCAGCCCGAGCUGCUCCUGCUCGCGCGGCCCCUCGGGCAGCCUUGUGAUGUUAAUGAUGAGAGGGCGGCAGGCCCGCUCUUGACUGUGGCAGGAGGUGGCAAUGCCAAGUGGCCCCUGGGAUGCCACCGCAGACAGGGGAUCCCAGACCAAGCAGCCAAGCCUGGUUCUGCUUCGGAGCCAAAGCACAUCUCCAAAGCCAAGCACUGGCACCUACAAGCUCUGGGAGCCCAGCUGGACCUGGAGCGCCGGGAGGUGAACCCCGGGAUGCAGCAGGCUCAGGGGAGCCUGCAAGAGCUCUCGCAGAUCCUGACUAGCUGGCCAGCAGAGGCAGGGUGGUCCCUCGACGGCUGCUGCCAGGAGCUGGGCAAGGUCGGCAAGCGCCAGCUGUGCCAGCGCUGCGACGCGGCGGACCCGCGGCGCCACCACAACGCCUCCUACCUCACCGACUUCCACAGCCAGGACGACAGCACCUGGUGGCAGAGCCCGUCCAUGGCCUUCGGGGUGCAGUACCCCACCUCGGUCAACAUCACUCUGCGCCUGGGGAAAGCUUACGAGAUCACCUACGUGCGGCUCAAGUUCCACACCAGCCGCCCCGAGAGCUUCGCCAUCUACAAGCGCAGCCGAGCGGGUGGCCCCUGGGAGCCCUACCAGUACUACAGCGCCUCCUGCUGGAAGACCUAUGGCAGGCCCGAGGGCCACUACCUGAGGCCAGGCCAGGACGAGCGCGUGGCCUUCUGCACCUCCGAGUUUAGCGACAUCUCCCCGCUGAGCGGGGGCAACGUGGCCUUCUCCACCCUAGAGGGCCGGCCCAGCGCCUACAACUUCGAGGAGAGCCCGGUGCUGCAGGAGUGGGUCACCAGCACCGAGCUCCUCAUCUCCCUAGACCGGCUCAACACGUUUGGGGACGACAUCUUCAAGGACCCCAAGGUGCUGCAGUCCUACUACUAUGCUGUGUCUGACUUCUCCGUGGGCGGCAGGUGCAAGUGUAACGGGCACGCCAGCGAGUGUGGCCCGGACGUGGCCGGCCAACUGGUCUGCCGGUGCCAGCACAACACCACGGGUACCGACUGCGAGCGCUGCCUGCCCUUCUUCCAGGACCGCCCGUGGGCGCGGGGCACGGCCGAGGCCGCCAACGAGUGUCUGCCUUGCAACUGUAGUGGCCACUCUGAGCGGUGCGUGUUCGACCAGGAGCUCUUCCGCAGCACGGGCCACGGCGGGCGCUGCCUCCGCUGCCGCGACCACACGGCUGGGCCGCACUGCCAGCACUGCCAGGAGAACUUCUAUCGCUGGAACCCCUGGAAGCCCUGCCAGCCCUGCGACUGCCACCCGGCAGGCUCCCUGCGCCUGCAGUGUGAUGACUCAGGCACCUGCAGCUGCAAGGCCACCGUGACGGGCUGGAAGUGUGACCGCUGCCUGCCCGGGUUCCACUCGCUCAGUGAGGGAGGCUGCAGACCCUGCACCUGCAAUCCCGCUGGCAGCCUGGGCACCUGUGACCCCCACAGUGGGCGCUGCCCCUGCAAAGAGAAUGUGGAAGGCAGCCUGUGUGACAGAUGCCGCCCAGGGACCUUCAACCUGCAGCCCCACAACCCCGGCGGCUGCAGCAGCUGCUUCUGCUACGGCCACUCCAAGGUGUGCGCGGCCGCUGCCGGGUUCCGGGGGCACCGCAUCCUCUCCGACUUCCGCCAUGGAGCAGACGGCUGGCGGGCCCGCAGCAUGGGGAGUGCAGAGCAUCCCGCACGAUGGGGCCCCAGGGGGCUGCCCCUGAACCCAGACGACCACGAGGAGCUCACAGCCCCAGAGAAGUUCCUGGGUGACCAGCGGUUCAGCUAUGGGCAGCCCCUCACACUGACCUUCUGGGCCCCCCCUGGGGGCUCCCCGUUCCCUGUGCAGCUGAGGCUGGAGGGGGCUGGCCUGGCCCUGACUCUGCCACACUCCCACCUGUCGGGUCCCCAGGACGCCGGGCAGCCUGGGGAGGUGCAGCUCGAGUUCCAGCUGCAGGAGACCUCUGAGGACGCGGACCCCCCGCUGCCCCCCUUCCACUUCCAGCGGCUGCUCUCCAACCUGACCGCUCUGCGCAUCUGGACCAGCCCAGGCCCUUCUGGCCAAGUGUUCCUGACUGAGGUGCAGCUCACGUCUGCCCAGCGGGGUCUUUCCCCCCCAGCCUCCUGGGUGGAGACUUGCUCCUGUCCCAAGGGAUACGUGGGCCAGUUCUGUGAAUCCUGUGCUCCAGGAUAUAAGAGGGAGACACCCCUGGGGGGUCCCUACGCCAACUGCGUCCCCUGCACCUGUAACCAGCAUGGCACCUGUGACCCGAACACGGGGAUCUGUCUAUGCAGCCACCACACGGAGGGCCCAUCCUGUGAGCGCUGCUUGCCAGGUUUCUACGGCAACCCCUUUGCAGGCCGAGCCGACGACUGCCAGCCUUGUCCGUGCCCUGGACAGUCGUCGUGCACGACCAUCCCAGGGAGCGGAGAGGUGGUGUGUACCCACUGUCCCCCAGGCCAGAGAGGGCGGCGCUGCGAGAUCUGUGACGAUGGCUUCUUUGGGGACCCGCUGGGGCUCUCUGGAGACUGCCAGCCCUGUCGGCCGUGCCAGUGCAGCGGGAACGUGGACCCCAACGCCGUGGGCAACUGUGACCCCCUGUCCGGCCACUGCCUGCGGUGCCUGUACAACACGACAGGUGCCCGCUGUGAGCGCUGCCAGGAAGGCUUCUACGGGAGGGCGCUGGCCCUGCGGCCCGCGGACAAGUGUGCCCCCUGCAGCUGCAACCCAGGGGGCUCAGUCAGUGAGCAGAGAGCCUGCGACCCAGUGACCGGCCAGUGCUCCUGCCUGCCUCAUGUAACCGGACGGGACUGCGGCCGCUGCAGCCCAGGCUUCUACGACCUCCAGCCCGGGAAGGGCUGCCGGAGCUGUGAGUGCCACCCACUGGGCUCCCAGGAGAACCACUGCCACCCGGAGACUGGGCAGUGCCCCUGCCGCCCAGGUGUCGAGGGCCAGACCUGUGACAGAUGCCAGCUGGGUUUCUUUGGCUUCUCCAUCAAAGGCUGCCGGGCCUGCAGGUGCUCCCCACUGGGCUCUGCCUCGCCCCAGUGCCACGAGAACAGCACGUGCGUGUGCAGGCCCGGCUUCACAGGCUACAAGUGUGACCGCUGCCAGGACAACUUCUUCCUCACGGCUGACAGUGCACAGUGCCAGGAGUGCCCCUCCUGCUACACCCUGGUGAAGGAGGAGGCUGCCAAGCUGAAGGCCAUGCUGACCCUGAUGGAGGGGUGGCUACAGGGUUCUGACUGUGGAAGGCCCUGGGAACCGAUGGACAUUCUGCAGGGAGAGGCUCCUCGGGGGGACACCUACCAGGGCCACCACCAGCUGCAAGGGUUCCGGGAAGCCUUCCUGGUGCAGGUGACAGGCCUCCAGGGUGCUGUGAAGGCUGCCCGGGAGCAGCUGCAGGCGCUGAGCGGGAGUGCCCGCUGUGCCCAGGCCGGAGCCGACAAGACCUGUAUCCAGCUGGCAGACCUGGAAGCGACACUGGAGUCCUCAGAGGAGGAGAUUCUGCACGUAGCCGCUGUCCUGGCAUCUCUGGUGAUUCCUCAGGAAGUCCCCAGCCGGCCCGCCAACUGGAGCCGCCUGGCCACGGAGGCCCGAGCCCUCGCCAGGAGCCACAAGGACACGGCCGCCAAGAUCAAGGCCAAUGCUCAGAGGGCUCUGCUCGCCUCCAACACCAGUUACACGCUUCUCUGGAGUCUGGUGGAAGGAAGCGUGGCCCUGGAGGCCCAGCAGGAGCUGGAGGACAGGUACCAGGAGGUCCAGGCAGCCCAGAAGGCACUGGGCACCGCCGUGGCAGAGGCGCUGCCCAAAGCAGAGAGGGUGCUGGCCGCCCUGCAGCACGUUGGCACAGGUGCCGCCCUGCACCUGACCUCACUGGCUGCCCCUGCAGCACUGCCUCAGAAUUCCCGGGCCAGGGAUCUGAACCUGAAGGUGCAGGCCCUGGAGAAGACGGUGACAUCCAGGGAGCGCGUGAUCACUGAGGCUGCCCGGGCCCUCCAGGCGACUGCCCGCGCCGCACUGCACAAGACAGAGCCCCUCACACAGCUGCAGCAUGAGGCCAGAGCCGCGCUCACCCGGGCUUCCUCGUCUGUCCAGGCUGCCACAGUGACCGUCAUGGGAGCCAGGACCCUGCUGGCUGACCUGGAAGGGAUGAAGCUGCAGUUUCCUCGGCCCGGGGACCAGGCUGUGCUGAGGAGGAGGGCAGGCGUCGUCCGGGGCCGGCUCCUCGAGGAUGCGAGAAAGAAGACCAAGCAGGCGGAGAGGAUGCUGGGAAACGCAGGACCUGUCUCCUCCAGUGCUAAGAAGAGGGGCAAGGAAGCCGAGCUGUUGGCCAGGAGCAGUGCCAAGCUCGCCAAGGCCUUGCUGCGGGAGGGGCAGCAGGAUCGCCGCCGUGCCAGCCGGCUGUCCAGCCAGACGCGGGCGACGCUCCGACAGGCCGCCCGGCAGGUGCUAGUCUCAGGAGCGCGGAGGCAGGAGCUGGAGGAAGCUGAGCGGGUGGGUGCCGGGCUGAGCCAGAUGAAGCAGCAGCUCCGGGAAUCACGCACCUCCCUGGAGAGGGACGUCAAGGCCUUGUCUGAGCUGCUUGCCAGGCUGGAGUCACUGGACACCCAUCGAGCCCCUGCCCAGGCCCUGAAUGAGACCCAGCAGGCACUGGAGCGCCUGAGGCUGCGGCUGGGCCCUCCCGGGUCCCUGCAGGGGAAACUGAGGCUGUUGGAGCAGGAAUCUGAGCAGCAGGAGCUACAGAUCCAGAGCUUUGAGAGUGACCUUGCUGAAGUCCGUGCUGACAAGCAGAACUUGGAGGCCAUUCUACAGAGUCUGCCCGAGAGCUGUGCCAGCUGGCAGUGA
Messenger RNA from Miniopterus natalensis, 5007 nucleotides. NCBI's taxonomy places the organism in Eukaryota, Metazoa, Chordata, Mammalia, Chiroptera, Miniopteridae. The record is from RefSeq and is a predicted model, not a curated record.